AUGUUGCUCGAGCAUGUGCAUUCGUUCGCAUCGCAUCAAGAUAAAAAGGUUCAAUUAUUCACAAAGACAAAACGGAGCAAAAAUACGAAAACAAGUGACAACGACUUCAUCAAUGAACAGGAUACGUUUCAUCGAGCUGUUGGACCUGUUUUUUUCGCCAUUCAACUUUUCGCAAUAUUUCCCGUAAAAGGAGUGCUGAAUGCUGACAUUGAAAAAUUGCAUUUUAAACCCAUAUCGCUGCAAACAAUCGCCUGUGUCUUACUAAUUGUCUUCAAUCUCAUCGAAUUUGGCUUACUUUUGUACACGGUGCCACUCACAGGCAUCCAAUCCGUCGCUUAUGUGAUUUUUUACUCAAUUUCCAUUGGAGCCGCUUUCAAGUUUAUUCGUCUUGCACAGCGAUGGAAAGAUUUUGUGCGUUUCAUAGCGAAACACGAGGUCCCCUUCACCCGUUUGCCUUAUAAAAAAGUCGCAAAUUGCCUAAAUUUGAGACUUCGCAUUCGUCUCAUCACUUUCGCGAUUCUCUUUUUGUCCGGAAUCGAACACGGAUUGAUGCUCGUGAGUAAUUACUUCAUGAUUGGCAUGAAAGCGGACAAGUGUAACAUGACAAUUACGGAUUUUGGCGAGCAUUGGGUCAGGGAAUCUCGAAGUAAUUGGUUGCUGAUUUGGGAUUACACGAUUUUUCAGAUCCCCCUGUUUGAAUAUGCGAACUAUGCGAUCACUUAUUGCUGGAAUUUCGUCGAUAUCAUGGUGAUGAUAAUGUCGAUCAUGAUUGCUUAUCGAUUUGAUCAGAUCUAUGAGAGAGUUGAAGGUACGAAGGGCAGAGGGAUGGUAGCUUUUGUGUAUCCGCAGAACUUUUGGAAGGAAAUUCGCACACAUUACGUCGAUGUGCUGCGGAUGUUGCAGAAAGUUAAUGAAGAAAUUUCGAUUUUUGUCGUGCUUUCGUUUGGGAAUGGGAUUUAUUUUAUUUGUUUGCAGUUUUAUAAUUCAUUUUUUGAUCGUCCUCAUUUAGCUGCCAGCAUUUACUUUUGGUUCUCAAUCGCUUUUCUAUUUCUUCGAGUAGUUUCAGCUGUACUUUGCGCUUCAAUGAUCCACAGAUCGUCAUUGCGGCUGCUGAAAAUAAUGAAAUUGAUACCCAAGAGAGAAUGGGAUGUUGAGGUUCAACGCCUUUACGACAUCAUGAAGACAGAAUACAUCGGAUUGAGCGGAAAACGUUAUUUUAUUGUAUCAAGAAAAGCGAUGCUUGUUAUGGCAAGUUACAUUUUCACCUACGAACUCUACUUCAUGGAAGACAAAGAAUGGGAAGACGAGCAAUUUGUCGCAAAAUAUUGCCCAUAA
Culicoides brevitarsis is the source of this 1335-nucleotide messenger RNA. Its product is annotated as gustatory receptor for sugar taste 64b-like. The coding region runs from base 1 to 1335 and encodes 444 amino acids. The record is from RefSeq and is a predicted model, not a curated record. Gene Ontology annotation, cellular component: membrane. NCBI's taxonomy places the organism in Eukaryota, Metazoa, Arthropoda, Insecta, Diptera, Ceratopogonidae. The transcript has 5 exons. Gene Ontology annotation, biological process: sensory perception of sweet taste; detection of chemical stimulus involved in sensory perception of taste. Gene Ontology annotation, molecular function: sweet taste receptor activity.